AUGGAUCCAGCAUCAGCUUUUGGCACCGUAACUGGUGCCAUGCAAACAGUGCAGAUUAUUGGCAGCACCGUUCAAGGCCUGCGAGCCUUGCAGGGCAAAUAUGCCGAUGCGGAUAUGACCAUUCACUCGCUUAUUGUCCAAGCUGCCACGAUCAAGUCAGCCAUCACACAGCUUCAAGAAUGGGCAACUUAUAAUUCUAGUAGGGCCGAGCAUCCUGACUAUCUAGAUGGGUUGGAUAUCGCCAUAGAUGGCUGCAAGACAAGCAUGGAAUGCCUCUUUGCGCAGGUCUCAAAAGUAACGAGCGUACUUGAUGGCAGAGAGAUGCCUGACCUGCGUGUCACUGCGAGGAUGCGAGCUGUUUGGAACGAUCAUCUGAUGCGGGACUAUCAGCAGCGGCUCCAGUCCCAAGUCCUAGCAUUGAAUUUUCUGUUGCAAGUUUGCCAAUGUCGCACAGUUACAGAGCAAGUUGAGCUACUACGGAGGGAAGAGAAUAGACGGCUACUGAAAAAAGUUGCCGACGAUACCGAGACGCUGCGAAGUUCAGUUAGGCAACUAGGUAACUCAUCUACUCGAAGUAUUACCCAGUCGACAAUCAGUGAGACUACUUUAGAUGUCGAUGAUAUAAUUGUGAAUGCAGCCGCGUAUAGGAGGGCUCUGGCACAUAACCGUGCCAUAUUAAACCGUGCUUCCGCAGAGGAAUCAAUUCCCCCCGCAACAAAUCAGCCCCAAAGCCCAAUGUCCACAACUACCGACGAGGGCUAUGCAAGCGGUACCGUUCGGUCCCAAUCAUUUAGGGGAAGUAACACUCUUUCGUAUCCAAGUACGUUUCUUGAGCCAAUGGACAACAAUACACCGGAAACAUUACAGCCACAGGGACAGGGGGAUAUCGGGAGAAGUGCUUCGCUGGCUGUAUCACAAACUUCAGCGAACCCUACACAACCUAUAAUUCGAAGAUGGCAAUCAAACCCUAUACCGCUUCACAAGUCAGGCUCAAAGAGGGAAAAGUUUCGCAAAGUUCUUGGAAGAUUAGAUACUUCAAGUCGACGAAGCUUGAAAAAAACAUCACCACUGCUAGGUCCGCAAUCAUUUAAUUCGUUCUCUCCGAUACCAGAGCAAGAAACGGCCCCAAGAGUUAACCGAAGCCGUUCGAAUACCAGUAUCGACAUCUCAUCACCAGAUAGUGCCACUAUUCCUCCCAUUAUAAAGGCUGCACAAGCUGGGUCACUGGUACAGGUCGAAAUGCAAAUCGGUGGAGGAGCCGAUAUCAAUUGUUACCAUGAACUCACUGGAAGAACGGCGUUAGCUGUUGCCGCACAUUGUGGUAAGGAGGAAGUGGUAGAUUACUUACUACAGAAAGGGGCAAAAUUUGAUACGCAGGGAAUAGACGGCUCAACACCUCUCCAUUUGGCAGCAUCUAGAGGGCAUACCGGCGCUAUUCAAGUUCUUCUAUCGGUAGUCGAGAACAUUGACGUAAAGGAUUCCCUGGGUCGAACCCCAUUCUGGGUAGCUGCUGAAGGCGGCCAUAUUGACUCGACAAGGAUGCUCCUUGGGGCAGGAUGCAAGAUAACGGCUCGAGCCAAAGGGCAAAUGACUGCCUUACACAAGGCUGCAAUCCGAGGUGACGGGGAAAUGGCAGCAUUCCUUCUUCAAUCUGGAGCUGAUAUUGAAGCCAAGGAUGCUAAUAUGAAGUCGGCUUUUCACCAUGCGUGCGAGAAUUGUCAAUAUACCCUCUGUCGCUCUCUAUUUCAAUACAAAGCGGACAUUGAGGCCGUCGAAAUCAAUAGAAGAACACCACUAAUUUGUGCAGCAAUCGCUGGCGAUGUGCGCACGGUGGAGUUUUUAAUUGGGAAGAAAGCCUCCAUACUGGCCACGGAUGAAAGUGGCAUGAAUGCUCUGCAUGCAGCGGCGGCUAACGGCCAUGUCGAAGUCGUUCAGCUUCUAUUGGAAAAGAAAGUUUCCAUAAAGUCAACGAAUAAACUAGGAAUGACACCUCUACACCUUGCAGUCAUGUCUAGACAGUUUGCGGUGGUAGAAUUUCUCCUCCGUAAAGGGGCGCCUACUGAGCUCAAGAGUUCAGGAGGGUUCACUCCGCUUCAUUAUGCCUGCGAUCUGGUAGAUAUUGAAAUUUUUCAGCAUCUUAUCGGUUGUGGGGCAUGCGUCGAGGCGCAGGGGGAAGGACAGCAACGACCCAUUCACAUUGCGGUAGCUCGAAACUCCCUAGAAUUGGUCGAAUUGCUCUGCCAAAAGGGAGCAGUGGUUGAUUCCGCAGAUUCGUCUGGUACUCGGGCCCUCUGCAUUGCCUGUCGCAAUGGCAAUGCCUCAAUAGUUGAGCGCCUGUUAGAACAAGGUGCAGCUACGUUCUGUCCAACUUCCUGGAAUGGCACGCGAGAGGAGCACUCUCCACUGGCUAUAGCAUCCAGAACGGGUGAUGCGCAGAUAGUAACCAUUCUUCUUGAUAAAGGUGCCUCUGUGGAGCAGUACGAUGGAAUGGGCUGGAACCCUCUCUUGUAUGCAGCGCACCACGGACAUGCAGAAGUUUUGCAGUUGCUACUCUUAAAGAGUAGUAUACUCACGAAGAUUAAGCUAGGACAAAUGUUUUCACAGACUGGGUUUCACCCUCAACUUCCCAUCCAACCAGAAAGAGCCCAGAUGAUCCAAAGGCUUGUAUUUGAGAACCCACAGCCUACGUUACAUAGCCAUCACAUCAGAGGAUCUCGUAUGACAGAGAACGUUAGCACCUCCAGUGGUGAUAACAGACAUACCCUACCAGUGAUGCAGGCGUUCUAUCACAAUCCUCCCUCCACAGCAACCCCACCAAUACCAUCAUUUCCGCAGGCUGUUACUGAGCUUCCUGCGUUACCACGCAUUAUGCUCCCUCGCAGCGAGUUCAGCGAGUCGGAUGAGUUGAGUAGUCAAGGCAUACAGCAGCGUCAGGCCACCCCAGAGAUAUCUGCUCGCCCUGGUUUAUUCGAAGCCCCGCAGAAUACUGCUAUGGAGAGUGAUGAUGGGUCGACUAGGACUCAAACCCCUACAGAAGAUAAUUUAUCAGCCACCACCCAUCCAGACAACCAAGAUAAUAGUAACACACGAUCUUAUGCCAACCCGGGGGAUAUAGGAGCCACUCUACUAAGCCAAACAAGUACGCCACUCUCAAUAUUUGAGCACCCUCAACCGACUUCUACGUCGCAUGACCUGCCACUACGGCAUCGAAACCAUCAGUUGGCUGAAAUCUCUCCCUGUAACUCCUUAUAUGGAAACGCACCCACUACUACAGUGUCAAAUGCCCCAAGGCAACCUGCAGAAGAGCAGAUACUAAACAAUCGGGAGAACAACAGAGAAGACCUAGACAAUGACGACUCCGAUAGUGAUUCUGCUGCGUCAGUGUACACUGCACCAGAAGUUCCAACCCCUGAGCUUCCAGAGUUGCCGCAUACAGUAAUGGAAGCAACCAUUUAUGAGCUUGAUGGAACAAGCAUAUCCGUGUAG
This is a messenger RNA of Microsporum canis CBS 113480, 3486 nucleotides long. RefSeq names its product ankyrin repeat domain-containing protein. Bases 1 to 3486 code for a protein of 1161 amino acids. The transcript has 2 exons. The record is from RefSeq and is a predicted model, not a curated record. Gene Ontology annotation, molecular function: protein binding. Lineage: Eukaryota; Fungi; Ascomycota; Eurotiomycetes; Onygenales; Arthrodermataceae.